AUGGCGCACCAAGCGACCGAGAAUGAUUCGGAGUCAUGGAAUCCGGCAUCACGGCCCGAUAACAAUAAUUCCCCUGUUACGAUCCAGAGUGGGUGGUCGGACCCGAUUGCGGCGGACGGGCCAAAGGACAAGUCACUAGACGAUGUUGUAUCGCCACAGAGUGAGGAUUUCUCUGCGUGGGAUAUAUCCGAUGAGGUAGAUGGGAUUCAGCCUCAAUACACGAGCUUAGACGUGCUAGUGAACAAUGAAUCACCAGUGGUGGACCAGGAUGUGUGCCUAGACACCGAUUCCGUCGAUAAGAGCAGUCAAGUCCCCGAUGAGACGAUCGCAGCGAUUCAUACAACUACGCCAUCUAUUGAAAAUGCAGAUACCGUGCUAAACCAGACACUGCCAGAAACUCAACCCACGCAACCAGUUCAGAUUGAAGCACCUUCAGUCCAUGGCGCGGAGACUAGUAAUAGCUUUCCCACCACUAUAAACGGGCUACCCUCUGUUCAAACCGAAAACUCAGAUACUGUUGUGCCCACUGUCGCACCUGAACAAGAAACAGCGCCGGAGUCGACAUUUGUGGGAGAGACUACACCUCCAAGAGAGGAAACAACGGCAUCCGAGCCUACAUUGGACACUUCUAAACAUAAAUAUACCACUCAGUCCACUCCCACCGACGAACUGUUCCCGGGAACGGACGCAGACAAUGCCGAUUCUGAAAAUCCCUGGGCCACCUUCGAGAAGGACCUGAGCAAUACGCUGCCCUCCACCGAAGAGGCCACCCCUCAUAAUAUCUCAGAGUUCGCCUCAACCUCUACUCAAAUCCAGGAUAGCGACGAGGCAAAUUUUGUUGAAGAAGCUGUACGUCCAUUGCCAGAGGAAACAGCAUUCACAGGUGCGACACGUGAUGAGGAGAGUAUUGAUGUCUUCAACUCAACUGAAAAUGCCAUCGCCCCGACCGAAAAUGAGCAAAUUGAUCUCGUGUCUCACUCGAUAAAUGUUGAAUCUGGGAAUACCGAAUCACCAUCUCCUAUCGCGGAGACCUUUGCGCCGACCAACGACGCCCAUCUAGAUCCGGCCGCAGCGGACGUGGAUACAACCACACAGGAUCAACCUUUCUGGGCAAACGAGUCGAGCGGUGAAGUGGAGUCCGAUGAGGACGGCUUCUUUGACCAACUGAACAGCCAGACAAAGCCUAUCUUUGCCCCGCCAGAAGCUGAAUCCAGGUUUGAGGAAGGGGUUCCGUUGUUAGAUGAGUCUACACCGGCUUCGCCUCAACACCCAACGGAACAGGAGAUAUCAAUAGACAGUGUGUUUUCCAACGAUGAAGACGAUGUAGAUGACUUCUUCAUCUCGGCUCCAAAGACAGAGGCUAAGAACGCCGAUGAGGAUUUCUUCGCCUCCACCUCAAAGAAAGAGCCCGAGGAGCAACCCGUUGUUCAUAUUGCACGAAAGAGCACAUCUCAGGUCUUGGAAUCAGCCGGGUUUGCUCUCGAUUCCCCGGUUAGUGACACUUCGGCCGCAGCGCAGUUUGAUGAUGCCCUGAAGGCUGCGUCGUUGGAGCCCCAAACAACGGCCGAUCCAUCGGAGGAGGAGCUAGCGGCACGGUGGGAAGCUGAACUCGGUGACUCACUGGACGAUGAUCUGGCGGCUCGUUGGGAGGCGGCAUUGGACGAUGACGACAUACUGCUGGAGACUGAAGCCGCCCAGUCUGUCUCUGCACAGGAGCACGCUCAUCAAACCCCUGUUCAGCCUGUCAACGACGGUUUGGUGGUUGGCUUGAACAGUCCGUUCCAGACCCCACAAGUCUUUUCUCAGCCAAGACCUGUUCCUAAUAUAUACACACCCCACCAACCGUCCACUGGUGAUCUUUUGCAGGGUAUUCCUCUCCCAGGAACUGCGCCGCCAACCACGGGAGCGAUGUCAUCAUACUUCUCGCAACAGCCGCAGAACCCUGUGGCAAUCAGGGGAGAGAGCUUUGCUGAGCGGUCAAAAGAGGGUUAUAAAUCUCCUUACGACCUUCCAGAUGAUAUCUCCCGACCCCGAAAGCCGGUCGUUACCCACAAACCUGUUCCUCCACCAGUAAUUACUCCCCCCUCAGCCCUGGCCGCUCCUCCUGCGCCGAAGAAUUUCUACGAGGAACUCCCUCUGCCGCCACCAAGAUCUAGGCCUGCCAGCUCAGGUCGGUACACCCCUAAUCCGCAGACGGCGCCGACGAUGACCGGGUCGUCUCUUCCUCCUCCCCAGGUUCAAUAUGCUUCUGUUGUACCACCAGCCCCACGGCCUAUCGGGCUCCCAAUCCAAUCCACACUUCAGCCACCUGAACAGCUGGAUCCAUAUGCUAGCCUGUCAUCGAGUGCCCCGGUCGGACCUCCUACCGUUGCAAGGUAUUCUCCUCAACCUCCUGGUUUUCAAGCACCCCCAAAGCCACCUUCGUUGCCGAGAUAUUCGCCUGCGCCCCCUCCUACCUCUUCUGUUCGCAAUCGUUAUGCCUCACAGCCACUUAACGUUCCUGGCCAAAACUUGCCUUUCCAGCCACGGACUUCAAGUCCUCUUGCACACCAUGAAAAGGUUUCUUACCAGCCUGAUCAAUCACACAGGCCCCCAUCGCUUGAGCCUGCGAUCAACCUUUCUUCACCGAGCGAGCAAGGAGCUAGUUUCGGACAAAUCCCACCUAGUGCUCCGCAAUAUUUCAGCGGUCCUGCCAACCUACCGCGGAGAGAAAGUGCGGGCUCACCUCUCCAGCCAUCUCCGCCUCAAAGUCGCUAUGCCCCUCAGGAAUAUCUCAAUGAAUUCGCUCAGCGUCUUGCGCCGGGUCCAGAACACGCUCCUCCUGCUCCUCCUGCUCCCCCGGCGAAUGGAUUGUCUCCACCACCUAGCGAUUUCCAAAUGGGUCCACUUCGCAGAUCUCAGACCCAGUCACCUGCCCGGGACUUGACGAGCCCGCGAUCCUACGGACAAGACAUCGAUCCCCUCCAACGGCCGGCUUCGGUGCAAGUUUCAAGCUUGCCAAUUCAAACCGUGAAUCCGUAUGCUCCUGUGAAGCCUGCUCUUCAAACCCGUGCUCCGACGCAUCAUCUGGAAUUUAUCGCUCCCAAUGAUGGGCAGGAGCAUGAUCCCUUGGAACGAUGGAAAGGUGCUCCGAUCUUCAAAUUCGGGUUCGGUGGAUCUAUGGUAUCUUGUUUUCCCAAGCACGUCCCUCGCUAUUCCAUUGGACAAGUGGCGCCAACGAUUCAACCCACUCUUGGUGAACCGAAAAUCUCCCAGCUGAGCGAGUGGCUGCCCUCCGCUGAUACCAUUGUCCAGCACCCUGGGCCUCUCAAGGCAAAGUCAAAGAAGAAGGACUUGGUUGCUUGGCUUUCUAGCAAGAUCGCAGCAUUCGAAAAUUCAGACCUUCCAAGCUACGAACAGGUUCAGUCUGAUACGCACAAACGCCAGGAGGAGAAAACCCUUCUCUGGAAAGUUGUGAAGCUUCUGGUAGAGAAUGACGGUAAUCUGGAGAGUUCCCCUGAAAUUCAAACCUCUCUCCGACAGAUCAUCUUCCCCAACCUACCCAACCCCGACGCAGACGGAUCAUACACAAGCAGCUUAGCCCCCUCGGGAGGGGUUGCCCCUUCGGAAACGCCUUUGCAGGCUGAUGCUGUUGAUGCACAGUGGUUGGAAGAGCUUCGACUACACUUAAUAUGUGGUGAUCGGGAGAAGGCCGUGUGGAGCGCUGUCGAUCGACGUCUUUGGGGACAUGCGAUGAUCAUCUCAUCCACCAUGGACAGGUCGAUAUCGAAACAGGUCGCGCAGGAGUUUGUCCGCCGCGAGGUCCGAUCGAAAUCCGCAAACACCGAGUCACUUGCAGCCCUCUACGAGAUCUUCGCUGGCAAUAUUGAAGAAAGCAUCGACGAACUCGUUGCCCCGUCUGCCCGGGCAGGUCUGCAACUUAUUAGCAUGGCCAAUGGCCAGGGGUCUACCAAAAAUGCCCUCGAGGGUUUAGACAAAUGGAGGGAUACCUUGGGACUGGUUUUGAGUAACCGAAGUCCUGGGGAUCACCAAGCCCUUUUUUCCCUUGGGCACCUGCUUCGUUCUUAUGGACGGAUAGAGGCAGCUCACGUUUGUUACAUCUUCUCGCGCGCUGCCGUUUUCGGUGGCCCGGAUGAUCCACAGGCCAACAUCACUCUCCUUGGUGCUGACCAUCAGCGUUGCCCUUCUUCCUUGAUGGAUGAAGAUGCUAUCUUGCUGACCGAGGCUUAUGAGUAUGCUAUGUCUGUUCUCGGCAACUCUCCCACAGCUCAUCUGCCACAUCUGUUGGCAUUUAAGAUCCUGAAUGCCAGGUGCCUCGUAGACCAGGGUCGCAAUUUAGAGGCGCAAGGCUAUUGCGACGCAGUGGCAGCGGCAUUGAAAGCAACCACUCGUCCCUCGCCCUACUAUCACCAACACCUCUUUGCGGAAGUUGAAGAGUUGUCUGCUCGUCUGCGCCAAACAACCAGCGACAGUGGCUCUUGGAUCUCGAGGCCAAGCAUGGAAAAGGUCUCGGGGUCUAUGUGGGCUCGUUUUAAUAGCUUCGUGGUAGGCGAUGAUAGCGAUGCUGCAUCGACUGGAUCCGGCAAGGGUGGCGAGCAUGCGGAGUUUGGUCCUUUUGCAAACGUGGCCGGCACCCCAACAAUUAGCCGCUCACCUUCUGUAUCUGAAAUAUACGGCUCUUAUCCUGGAGCAGCGGCUGGAGCGCCGCUUAUUCCUACCAGCGGCGCGUCCAAGUAUCACCCAUCAAGCCAAUAUGCGCCUGGUGCCUCACCUGAGCAGUUCAAGGGCCGAUCGUCAAUAGAUUCUCAGAGAUCUGCUUCCUACUUCCCACCCUAUGGACAACGUCGAAGCUCACAGGAACUCUCGCCCUCGAUUGAUCAACAGAUGUCCUAUGGAGCUCCAGGGUAUGGCUCGCCAAGCGCGGGUGGGUAUCAACCAACACCACCUCAAUCCUCUUAUAUUCCUCUUGCUCCAGUAGAAGAAGCUACGUCACCGGCUGAAGCUCAUCCGGCUGCACAGCCCAUGGUGAAUGGUCUCUUUUACCAUCCUCCUGGCCAGGCUGCCACAUCCAGCGAAUCCCCAUAUUACCAAGGCCCUCCUGGUAUGCCAGCUAGUGUACCAGACUCAGAGUCACCCUACGCACCUCCCGCUGCCAGCUCAUCUUACGAGCCGGUCUCUUACGAGCCAAAUUCUUACGAGCCGGCUGCGGCUGGUGUAGACAUGGGCUACGGUUCCCAGGAGGAGGACCUGCCACGGGCCGCGGAGCAGCCAAGGAAGCAGUCGAUCAUGGAUGACGACGACGACGAUCUUGCUGCCCGGGCAGCGGCUAUCCAAAAAGCGGAGAAUGAUCGCAAGGCCAACGAAGCGUUCGCAAAAGCCGCCGAGGAAGAUGCUAAGAAGGGUCCCCAACAAUCUGGCAAGAAGGGCUGGUUUGGUGGUUGGUUCGGCGGAGCUAAGAAAGAAGAAAACUCCGGUGGCGGUCCUAUCAAAGCUAAACUUGGCGAAGAGAGCUCCUUUUACUACGACAAGGAACUGAAGAAAUGGGUCAACAAGAAAGACCCCGGUAGUAGCGCGCCUGUGCAUGCCACCCCGCCCCCUCCUCGAAGAUCCGCUCCCCCCAGUCGGACUGCGAGCUCAAAUAGUAUGCCCCAAAACGGUGCGCCCCCGAUGCCCCCGAUGCCCCCAAUGUCGGUCUCUGGUGGCCGGCCUCAACCUUCCUCUACCGCCGCACCGCCUUUCUUGUCCCCCAGCCCAGGCUUCCCUGGUCUCGCGCCUCGGUCCGUUUCGACGGGAGCGGCCAUGCCAACACCGCCCGGUAGUUCCAGUGGCCCGCCGCCACGGCCUUCUUCGUCCUUGACUCAUGCUAGCUCAAUUGAUGAUUUGAUCGGUGCGCCUCAGGCGCGCAAGGGCAGCGCAGUUCGCGCCAAGAAGAAGGGACGUUACGUUGACGUGAUGGCUAAAUAA
Penicillium psychrosexuale is the source of this 5964-nucleotide messenger RNA. It is a transcript of the gene sec16, whose product is annotated as COPII coat assembly protein SEC16. Gene Ontology annotation, cellular component: ER to Golgi transport vesicle membrane; endoplasmic reticulum exit site. Bases 1 to 5964 code for a protein of 1987 amino acids. The record is from RefSeq and is a predicted model, not a curated record. Gene Ontology annotation, biological process: autophagy; COPII vesicle coat assembly; Golgi organization. The transcript is spliced from 3 exons. Lineage: Eukaryota; Fungi; Ascomycota; Eurotiomycetes; Eurotiales; Aspergillaceae.